Messenger RNA from Plasmodium gaboni, 3021 nucleotides. RefSeq lists its product as hypothetical. The annotation marks the transcript as partial. Lineage: Eukaryota; Apicomplexa; Aconoidasida; Haemosporida; Plasmodiidae. The transcript has a single exon. The record is from RefSeq and is a predicted model, not a curated record.
AAGAAGAAGAAAAAAAAAGUAAAUAGAUUUACAGAAUAUCUAUUAUAUUUAAAAACAUUGGGUUUAAAAAGAAAUCAAAAAAAAAAGAAAAAAAAAGAAAAAAUUAUUCUUAAUAUUGGUUAUAUAGAAAAAAUUGAAAUUAUAUGGAAUAAUGGCCCCUUCUUUUUUUACAACGGUGUUACAAUAAAUGUAGAAAAUAUUUUUUUAAAUUUUAAAUAUGUAGAGAAUUAUGAAUCCGAAGAAAAAAUAAAUACACACGAAAAAAUAAAACAAUUUGAUGAUGAUGAUAAUAAUAUUAAAAGGAAUGAACAUAAUGAGGAGGAGCAUCAAUUAUUUUGUAAUAAUAAUAGCAACCCUUCUGAUCAUAUACAAACUGGAGAUGUAAUAUAUCAAGAUGAUAGUAGAACAAAUACAUCUGAUCAUAUACAAACUGGAGAUGUAAUAUAUCAAGAUGAUAAUAGAACAAAUUCAUGUGACCAUAUCGAAUCAUAUGAUAAUAUAAACACACUUGUGAAUAACACAGAUAUGAUAAAUAAAAAUAUAAUUUUAAUGUUUUUCCUAUCUAUUAUAUUUUUUCUUAAUUUAAUAAAGAAUAAGAUUGUUGAUAAUUUUUUUUUUUUUGUAAAUUUUAUUUUAGAAUUAUUUGUAGAAGAUAACAUGUCAUCAAAGAUAAAGAAUAUAUUUAUUUCAUUUCUUAUGAAACGUUUUCUUUGUUUAGAUAUAAAAAAUAUAAAUAUAAUUUUUGAAGAUAAUAUAAUAAAUAAUGAAGAGAAAUUAUUUAUGUCAUUUUGUAUUAAAAAAAUACAUGUAGAUAAUAUAAAUUAUAUAAAAUAUUUAAUUAAAGAACAAAGAAACCAAAAGUUGGAUUCUAUCAAUGUGAUGUAUUUAUUAAACAAUAGAAAAAAAAAAAAAGAAAAACAAAAAAAAAUCGAAUUAUUAAAUAUAAGGUUUGAUGAUAUAAGUAUUUAUCAUGAUUAUAGACAUGAGCAGAUAAGUUCAACGGAUAUACAUUUAGAUAAAACAAAAUAUAAAUUUUUAUUUUUUUAUAAUAUGAAUUUUUUUCACAAUGAUAAUAAUUGUAUAUUAGAAAAAACAAGUAUUAUUAUAAUUAUAUAUAAAGAUAGAGGAGCAGCUCAUAUGAAUCACAUGAAAGAAGAGAAAAGGUUAUCACAUAACGAGAUAAAUAAUAAUAAUAUAUAUGAUAAUAAUAAUAAUAAUAUAUAUCAUAAUAAUAAUAACAAUAUAUAUGAUAAUUAUUGUGCAUAUAAAAAUAAAAAGGAAGAAAGCUAUUUUUUUGAUUUUCAUAUUCCAAAGAUUUAUGUCAAUAUGUCAAAUGAACACUUUUUUAAGUUAUAUAUGUUUAUAAAUAAAUAUUUAUAUUUUUUUAAUAUAAACAAGAAAAUUAAGGAGCAUAAAAAGAAAGAAGCAGAAGAAGAAGAAAAAGAAAAAAAAAAAAUUAAAAAUAAUAAUUUAACAUAUAAAAAAAAUAAUGUCGAUGAAAAGAAUGGUAUACCUUUAUUAUAUUCAAAAAAAAGGAGAAAGCAUAUAUUUCUUGUUGAUAAAAAUAGAUUUAUAGAAUGUAAUUUAAACAUAAACGAAAUAAAAAUAAAUUAUUUGUAUGGAGAAGGAGAAUGUGUUAUAUUUUUUUAUAAAAACAUCACAACUGUGUGUUCAAUAAAGGGUCAGACAUAUAAAUAUAUAAAAAGAAAAAAUAUAAAUGGAAGAUAUAAUAAAAAAUAUAGAAAUUAUCAUAACAAUAUUAAGUGUAAUGGUAGCAAUAAUAAGUGUAGUGGUAGCAAUAUUAAGUGUAGUGGUAGCAAUAAUAAGUGUAAUGGUAACACUUUUUUUUAUAAUUUAAAAAGUUUUAUAUUUCUUAUUGAGGAAGUAUCUAUAAAAGAAACACAUUCAGAAUUAUCUUUAUGUGUUGAUAAGAAGGAGGAUCCUUUUUUUUAUUUUUUAAGAAGACAAAGAAAAUAUAAAAAAAUAGAAUACAAUGAAAAUAUAAGUAAGGAUAUAUUAUUAUCAUAUAUGCAUAAUAUGAAAGAUAAUCAAAAAAACAUAAAAAGUCUUCAAACAAAAAAUACAACAAUAACAAGAAGAACAACAUGUAAUGAUAUUAAUAAUAAUAAAAAUAAAUAUAGUUUGUGUUUUUAUUAUGUCAAAAAAUUAAAUAAAAAAAAUAAUUCUCAUAAUAAUAUUAAUGUAUAUAUUGAAAAUAUAAAUUUACAAAUAUGUAAUAUAAAUAAUCUAUAUUAUGUUGUUGAUAGAUUAUUUGAAAGAAAAUUAUAUUAUAUAUUUAAUAAUAUAUUUCAAUUGGACAAAAAAAAAAAAAAAAAAGAAGCAAAUUUAUCAUCAAAUGUUAAUAAUAUAUAUGAUGAUGAUUAUUAUUAUGAACAUAAAAGAAAUUAUUUUAAUGAAUGUAUUAAUAAAGAGAAGGAUGAUAGAUAUAAUGAUAAUGCAAUGAAAAAUAUACAUGUAAAUAAAAAAAUACACAUAAAUAAAAAAAUACACAUAAAUAAAAAAACACAUAUAAGUAACAAAAUACACAUAAAUAAAAAAACACAUAUAAGUAACAAAAUACUUGUAAAUAUAUUAAUAAAACGUAUACAUAUUGAACUUAAGAAGUAUCAUAUAACUUCUUUACACAUCAUUUUUGAUGAUAUAUAUUUUUCUUACCAAAAUUUUGAUAAUCAUAAUAAUAGAGAUAAUAAUAAGUUAAUACAUAUUAAAAAUAAUUAUAAUAUAUAUAAUUGUCUUACAUCUUAUAAGAAAUAUAUAAAAGAUAAAAAUUAUAAAAGAAAGAAUAUUAAUAUCUUUUUCAAUGCGACAAAUAUAUAUAUGUUAUUAAAACAUAAUAGAAGUGUAUAUCUUGUUAUAUGUCCAUUUUCUUUUUUCUUUUCUGUUUAUAAAAUAAAAAAAGAGUAUGAAAUAAAAUUAAAUGUUAUAUCUUUAAUAUUAGAAAUAAAUAUGUAUAUAUUAAAUAUUUUAAAAUAUUUAUUUAAAAAUGAAAUAGAAAAAAAA